AUGGGCUCCAGCCCAGCCCAGCCCAGCCCCGCGCCAGACGACACGUACGUGGCGCGCAAGACUAAUGGCAAAGCUGGGUGGCGCUUUUGCCGUCGGCCCCACAGGUCAGCCGCGCCCACGUGCGCGACGUACCCCCCGGCGUGCCCGCCCUCCGUCAGCGCGAGCGCGAGCCGGGCGCACGGAAAAGACAGCCACGUCGUAGCUGACCCCCACCGACCCGUGGGCCCGGGAUGGGCCAUGGCCAGGGCGUGGACGCAGACCUUUCCUGGCGAGGAGGGGGAGGGGAGGGGAGGGGAGGGCGGGGCCCGCUGGCCCUCCCUUCCCACGCGACGCGACGGGCGCUACUCCUUCUCCGCCUCUCCAACGCCAGCGCCAACGCCCCUCACCCUCUCCCGCCGCUAUAAAUACCCCUCUGCCUCGUCGUCCCCAGCCCAGCCCCCACCGUCUCCCUCCCUCCCCACCCACGCGGACAAAUUUGUUUCUUCCCUGCGUACAACCCAGCCCAGCAGAAGCAGCCAGCCGCGCCGCCUCCCCCUCCCCCGCCGCCCCCCGCCGCCGAUCUGGCCGGAUCGCGCCCCGGAUCGGCCGCCGCCCGCGCGCAGGUUAAGGGCAACCAGACAGGGCUGUUUCUUGGCUGGACAUCAUCUGAACCAUCUCCAAGUGCCAGAGAUGGAUCAUACUCAACCCAGGGAUGGGCAUGGCAAUGAACCUGUGCCUUUAGGUCAGAUGCUUUUUGAGCAUUCGGGUAGUGAUGCACCCCUUAGACUUGGUCCUCCAGGCUUUGGGAGUAUGGCAAGUAGAUCAAAUGACGUUCCAUCUUCAAGUCAUGCUACACAGUUUCCAGGUCAUAGAGUUGUGAACCUAGGGACCUCACAUGUUUCAUUAGUUCCCUAUCGCACUGCAAGAUCCAGCGGCCAUGUACCAUAUGAUGCUCAGCCGAAACCUGCCCUAAGUUCCCAUGUGGACAACAGAAUGGUUGCAAUGAAGCGAAAGAACCUCCUUCCUUCAGUGGAGGGAAUGGACGCUGUUGACUAUUAUGUUGGCAGCUCUUCCAACAGUCACUUCUCUGAUUUUGUGCAGCCAAAUCCUAGUGCACUUACUGAGCCCUUGCAUCCGCAAGUGCCUUUAAGCGUUGGUCCAAGCAACUGGAUUGACCAACGCUUAGUUAAUCAAGAAGGAUCUCAGAGGAAUGUCAGAGCACGUCAUGAUAGUGCUAAUGUUUCGUUGGAACCUAGGCCAGCUUCAACUUACACACCAAGUAACAAUCAUCAGCUGCCAUUCCAUUCAGCCACAAGUGCUUUCGUAAGUACGGCAGCAGAAAGGAACCAAGCACCUUUUUCUGUGCCAACAAGAACAUUACCUUCAGGUGGCACUGGGAUCACUGGUAGGAUCUACCAUCAUCCUAUGCCUAUGCAUAGCAGCAGCUCAAGUGUCGCUGCUGCCCCAACUGUCCAUGGUUCUUCAAACAGUGCGAUGUUUGCCAAUGCUGGCUUUCCUGCUCCUAGAGCUGUUCAUGGCUCAGGUGCUGCUGCUGCCCCAACUGUCCAUGGAUCUUCAGACAGUGCGGUAUUUGCUAAUGGUGGCUUUACUGCUCCUAGAGCUGUUCAUGGUGGCGCCGUUCCUAGCUACGGCCAUCCAUCCUCCACAGUUUCCUCUGGCUCAAGAGCAUUUUCCCAUGAUGCAGUCAUUCCGAACUAUCCUGCUUCUACCUCUACAUCCAUUAGGAUCAAUCUGCCAUCUCCUAUCAGUACUGCGGCAUCUUCUAGGCAUGCAAGGGUAUCCAUGGCACAUGCCAGCACUGGAAGGAAUAGAUUCGUAGAUAGGAGCUCAUUCCAUUUGAUCGCUGAGACACAGCGGGUUAUGAUGGAGCAGUUGGCUUUCUAUCAACAAUCAAGACAAGCAGCUGCUGACCCCCACAGGGACUUGAGACUGAACAUUGAUGAAAUGAGUUAUGAGGAACUGUUGGCCUUGGAGGAAUCCAUAGGUACUGUGAACACCGGCCUUGCCGACGAAAAGAUUUCAGGUUGUGUGAAAGAAGUGGUCUGUUGCAGUUCUGAUGAGGAGCAAGACGACGAAGAUGAUGGGCGCUGUCUAGUCUGCCUGGAGGAGUACAAAGACAAUGAUCUCCUAGGGAUACUGAAGUGCAGGCACGACUUCCACACCGACUGCAUCAAGAAGUGGUUGCAAGUGAAGAACGCAUGCCCGGUAUGCAAAUCCGCCGCGGCUUAGGGCUGGAGAGGAAGCAGAAUAACCGAUGUUCCUCUCCAUUGAUUCUAGAUUGAGAUUGAGUUAUGCCGGUCCCCGGUCCAUUCUUUGGUGCCUGAGCCAUGGAAAUAAGUGCGCUAGGACCGCUUGUUUCGUGGGUUGCUGUAGCUGUGUUAUCAUGUCUUGCUGUAAAAACUUUCAUUCAACAAGCAAUUGGUAGAGAUAUUCUCCAGCCAUUUAUUUA
This is a messenger RNA of Triticum urartu, 2449 nucleotides long. Lineage: Eukaryota; Viridiplantae; Streptophyta; Magnoliopsida; Poales; Poaceae. The record is from RefSeq and is a predicted model, not a curated record.